UCGCCGUGGCCACGCCCCCCUCCGUUGCCAUGGUCACGCCCUUCCUGCCGCGGCCGCCAUCUUGGAUGAGGGCGGAAGCGGCGGCGGCGGCGGCCUGAGAUGACCAUUCACAACCUGUACAUCUUCGACCGGAGCGGGACGUGCCUGCACUACAGUGAAUGGCACCGGCGGCGGCAGGCCGGGAUCCCCAAGGAGGAGGAAUUCAAGCUCAUGUUCGGGAUGCUUUUCUCCCUCCGCUCCUUCGUGAGCAAGAUGAGCCCCACGGACAUGCGGGACGGGUUCCUGUCCUUCCACACCUCCCGCUACCGGCUCCAUUACUACGAGACCCCGAGCGGGCUGCGCCUCGUGCUCAACACGGACCUGGGCGUGAGCAGCGCCCGCGAGGCCCUGCAGCACAUCUACAGCAACGUGAGUGCCUCAAACGGACCCAAAACUGACCCAAACGGACCCAAAACCGCCUCAAAUAGACCCAAAACCGCCCCAAACGGACCCAAAACGGACCCAAACGGACCCAAAACCGCCCCAAACGGACCCAAAAGCACCUCAAAUAGACCCAAAACUGCCCCAAACGGACCCAAAACGGACCCAAAACCGCCCCAAACGGACCCAAAACCACCUCAAACGGACCCAAAACCGCCCCAAACGGACCCAAAACCGCCUCAAAUAGACCCAAAACUGCCCCAAAUGGACCCAAAACCACCUCAAAUAGACCCAAAACUGCCCCAAAGGGACCCAAAACCACCCCAAACGGACCCAAAACCACCUGAAAUAGACCCAAA
Molecule: messenger RNA, 779 nt
Organism: Pezoporus occidentalis (night parrot)
Lineage: Eukaryota; Metazoa; Chordata; Aves; Psittaciformes; Psittacidae
Exons: 4
Biological process (GO): endoplasmic reticulum to Golgi vesicle-mediated transport
Cellular component (GO): TRAPP complex
Source: RefSeq, a predicted model, not a curated record